GAGAACCUCAUAAAGAUAUUUUUGAUUUAGAUAAACAACAACAAAGUAUGGCAUGUGAUCGCUUAAAGGACGGUUUCCGUAAAGGACAGAGGUUAUAUAACUACCACUUGAGAGAAGAAAGAAAUGUGUAUCCAUUCUACAUACCUGCAAUUAUUUACAUUUUCCUGUUACUUUUACAUGCAUUUUGGGAUCAUAUACCAGACUACUGGAAUAAUGUCUAUAAACAGCCAACAUAUCCAGAUGUACCUCCACCCAUGUUAGAAUACUCCAGUGCACAGUAUCCAAAUGAUAUAACUGUAGUCACAGGCUACUUCAAUCUGGGUACCUUUCAGAAAGGUCCUUUGUCAUAUCUUAAAUUUUCAGUAGAUACAUACAAGAACUGGAUGAAUGCUUAUUCUAAGCUAAAUAACAGUGUAAUUGCUUUUACGGACUCCGAUGAAAUUGCGCAACUGUUCAAAAAAAUGAGGUCAAAAUACUUGCCAGAAUCUUUAACCCAAGUUCAUGUUUUAAAACGAGAUGAUCUGUGGGCAUUUAAACUUGCUCCCAAAAUCAAAGAUAUCUAUUCAGAGCCUAAUUAUCCAAAAUACAUGCCAAACACUGUCAAUGAGUAUUAUUCUUGUGCCAUGCACGUGAAAUACGAACUUCUAGAAAUAGUGAUCAAGAAAAAGCUCCUGAAGACUCGUUAUGUAUCUUGGGUAGACAUUGGUUAUUUUCGUGAGGAAAUGAACAAACUGUUUCGGAUGGAGCCUCCAGAUAAUUUGAAAGAGGGCCACAUAGUGUACACCCAGAUCCAUCCAUUCUACGACUACAUGCAGCCGGAAGACAUCAUCAAGUCUAACUCGGUCUGGAUUGCUGGAGGUUUUAUCCUCGGAACACCAGAAUAUCUUAUGAUCAUGAUAGAGGACUACAAGAAAACCACUGAGGAUAUGAUAUCUAAACGCUUGAUGGACACAGAUCAACAGGUUCUCUACAUCUUGUAUUCACAGUACUCGGAUAUCAAACCGCGAGUCCCUAUUCAAGCCAUUUAUCACCUGUGCCGUUGUAACUGGUUCUUUUUAGGGGAGCUGUGUCGUGAUGCGUACGACAGACAGUUCAGGCCCUUCGUUCCACUUCUUAACUUCUUUUCUCAGCUGUUAUGAUGUUGCAUGCCUUAGUAUCUCUACAAGAUAGGAUAUGUACAUGUAGCUAUUGUUCCAGAAUAAUUUUGAAAUUUUAACAAUCGUUUGUUGCAAUUUAGAGUCCUUUUGUGUGAAGAUGCAUUCCAUUUUAGACUGUCAUUUAAGGUACAUGUGAUAGUGGCAUUAGACAUGCAAGCAUUACAUCCUUUUGUUUAAGGAUAUUUACAAUGUACUAAGUAUUUGAAUUGUGCCUUGUAUUUAAAAUGUACCAUAUAUUUAAAAUGAUUACCUUUCUUAAAAAUGAAGCACACAGUGUUCCAAUAUUUUUUAGCAAAAUUAAUUUUCCAUCCUAAGGCUAUCCUUAAAGUUUAUAAAAUAUAGAAAUUACCUAUACAUGGAUUUUUGCUGCUAGAAUUGCUUUCAAUGUCAACAUUUUUUUAUUGAGAAUUGUUAUGAUUGAAACUACCGGUAUUCAGAAAAGUUUUGGAUAAGAGCUGAAAAUUAUUUGAUCCUUAAUAAGUCAAAGGAUAGCCUGGAUUUAAAUAAGAAUUAGUAUUACUACAACAAGAGUUUUUUCAUAUUUUAUAUUUACUCUAUAAGUUUUUUUUCACUGACUAUAUAGUAUAUACAUCUCCACACAUACUGUACAUAUUUAUACAGUAUUUAAUAUAGUAUUUAAUAAAUGCAUGCACCUUAAUUUACUUGGGUCUGUAGUUAGUGAUUUAAACUUUUUCUUAUUUUCCUUUUGUGAUUUUAUUUAUACAUUUUUGAUUUACUUUAUAUAGAUGUAUGAUACACGUGAAUAAUUUAUUCCAUUGUUUUAAUGAAGAAUCUUAAUAAUAAAGUCAGACAGAUCUCCUAUCAUAUCACAAUGUCAUGAUUAAGCCAAUAUUCUGAAUCGAUGUCCUUUUGUGGAUGAGGUUUUUUACAGAGAUAAAAUCUUUUUCCUUUGAUUUAUUGCACUCCUUUCUUUAGAAAAUAGAAAUCCAUCACCGGAAAGAUAUUGUUUUUAAUUCCUUUUGUGGGAUUAAAUGAACAUUUUGGGCAAGAAUAAUGCAGUUACAUUGUUUAUGAAUGAAAAUGAUUUCUUUUUUGGGAAUGGUUAGAUUCUUAAAUAUUACAAUUGAUAUAAAAGAGGUGGGAGUUGUUGAUUUUUUUUUCUUAAAUUGCUUAUAUUAUAUUCAUAUUAUCUUACUCAUUUUUGGAUAAUCAGGGUAGAUUUUGUAAAGUCAUUUCUCUUUUUUAUCAAGCCAUAUAUCUUUCCUCAUUAUAUAUAUUGUUUUUCAAUAUUCAUACAAAUGUUCGCUGACUUGCAUUCAUAUGUUGGUUAUACACUUAAAAGCUCAGCUUUAAAGAUAUAAAGCCACAGUAAAUUGUUUAAGAAAAUAGUAAUUAACCUGAACAGAUUGUUAAAUGUUUGCAAUGGAAACCUUACACUGUGUUAGAUUUUGUCCGUCGAGUAUAGGUUUGUCAUUUGUCUUCAGUGGAAUUUUUACCUCAUUAAUACAUGUAUAUGAAUUAAUGCAACAAUUGAAUGGAUUUUUUUUUUUAGGAUUUGUUAUGUAACAAAGAAGCAGUUCAAUAUUUACUAUACGUAAUAUAAUUAUGUCUUAUUGAUUAAAUAUAUGAUAAAUUUCUUCUUAAUUUACCCCAUAAAUCUGUGAUUUUUUUAAAAAGAAUUAAAUUUUGAUAGAACAAAGAAGCAGUCAUUAUAUUACAUGUAUAAAUGAUAAUUAUAUCCUAUGAAUAUAUGAUUGAUAAAUCUCUUCUUUUUUAACCACUUCAAUCUGUAAUGUAAUUUUUGAAAGGAAGGUAGUUUUGAAGUGUGUGAUCUAACAAAAAGAAGCAUUCAUUAUCAUCAUCCGAUAUAUCCAACAGACAAUUCAGAAUAAAAGAUAUCCAUCAAUCACUUUCUAACUACAGUGUAUUUGUCAGACAUUGCUUGUUAUGAUGAAUAUUUAUUGGCAUUAAUGUGAUAUUUGUUGUAUUAAUCACACAUCUUCAAACAUGUUUACAUCUUGGAUGUUAGUGAGUGUAAUAUUUAAAAUGGUCUCCUUAAUUGUGAAAUCAAAGCUUUUUCAAAGAUUGACAAUAUCCAACCAUACCCCAGUUCAAAGCUUGCAAUAUUUAUCAUAAUGUGCUGAAAGUUUUAAACUUUGACAAUAUCCCAAGGUGUUGUAUGUUUUAUUAUCAGUUAAAUCUGUAUAGGUAAAUUAGAUUAGCAUUCUAGAAUUCUUGAAGGUCACUAGAAUUAUGGCAAACUGUAAUCAUGUUACAUUGGUGCAAUCAACUUAAUUAGCUUAUGUCAUCUGUUAAUCAUCAUGUAAUGUAUGAACCAGUAGUUGCUAUUUCUAUCAGCAAAAUGUGGUUUUAUAAUUCAGAGGGCAAUAUUAUUUCUUAUUUCAAAAGUUUGUUUAUUAUUCAAAUUUAACAAAUUUACAUAAAUGUAUAAGACAUUAUACAUGUAGAUAAUGUGAGCUUGCCAGGUAUCAUCUAAAAUUAUUACCCUGACAAGAAAAAACACCUGUUGUCAUGUAUUGUUGAAAGUUUCUCUGUUCUAUCACCCUCACCCAGAUCAUUUUUUACUCUAUUGAAAACCACACCUGUUUUACUAUACUACACCUGUUUUAUCUAUAAGACAGAAACAUUACUUUUGAUUCAACAAUGAUUUUCAAAGAAGUGUACUGAAGAAUUAAUUUAUUCCAUGAUGUAUCUCAUAAUUCUUGUCCAGAUGAACAAUCCCCCAAACCAGUUUUUAACGGUUUUUAUAUAUUCUUUUGUAUUAUUGGUGCAUUUUUCUAAUGACUGAAACAGGGAGAAGGGGGUUGGGGCUAAAAUAGUUUUACAAUAAUUUAUUAUUAUAGCACAAUAUAGGUUGAGGGCCAGGCAUUGGGGGGGGGGGGGGGGGUAUUGACCUAUAUUCCCGAAAAUAUGGCAAUCAUCUAUUUAUUUGUAUAUUGUUCCUGUUGUGUAGAAACAUUUCAGAAGAAAAGCUUCUCUGUCAAAACCUGUUUCUGUUCAUAUGAUUAUAUUAACUUUAUGUUUUAACCCCCCGGGUGUGCUGUGUUUGUGUUUUACUAAUUUUAUUUUCUUGGCAGAAUUGAAUUCCUAAAAUAUUCUUGUUUUUUUCUCCGAACUCUUUCUAAAAAAAAAAAAAUGUCCCAAUAUCCAAUCCUGGAAAUCAUUUUUGAUACUCAAACUGAAUAAUGUAGUUUGUGUAAAUGUGAUAAGUUUAUUUAAUGAUAAAGAAAGUCUUUUAAUCAUAUUAUCAUUUCAUAUUACUUUAAUUAUUCCUUGGUUUUUGUAUUUUGUUUUAAAACAAAAUGAUUGAUUAUACUUCCAAAUAAAUCAUGUUUGUUUCUUU
Magallana angulata is the source of this 4482-nucleotide messenger RNA. RefSeq lists its product as uncharacterized. The record is from RefSeq and is a predicted model, not a curated record. Bases 48 to 1139 code for a protein of 363 amino acids. NCBI's taxonomy places the organism in Eukaryota, Metazoa, Mollusca, Bivalvia, Ostreida, Ostreidae. The transcript has 4 exons.